Messenger RNA from Aspergillus wentii DTO 134E9, 520 nucleotides. RefSeq lists its product as uncharacterized. Bases 99 to 326 code for a protein of 75 amino acids. Lineage: Eukaryota; Fungi; Ascomycota; Eurotiomycetes; Eurotiales; Aspergillaceae. The transcript is spliced from 2 exons. The record is from RefSeq and is a predicted model, not a curated record.
AUCGCGGGGAACUUCCUCCACAACAGUCGCUUUGGCAUUCAGAGAAUCAGCAUAAAUUAGUGAAAUAUCAAUUCAGAUAAUUAUCUCGAGUAUUCUCUAUGGAUCCAGAAAGUGGCGUCGAUUAUAACGAAAUCCUCCUCCAGAUCUCGACAAAUCUAGAGAAUGCGUUAAACACCUUUGGUCCCUCUUCUCGUCAAUACGAGACCGUCUUGGAAAUCCUCAAAGAAUGUCUCCGGAAUAUCAACAAUGACAAUGGACGGAAAUCCAAUGCUUUGGAUCCGGAUACAUUGAGUUUGGCAAUGGGCUUUUUGGAGAUUGGGAAAUAGUUCUCUCGAGAUCUACAGGAGCAAAAAAAAAAAAGUGGAUUGUUUAUAGAUUUGAUGGUUUGAUAUACAGAUACCCAGUGUUGCAUAUUUAUUUGCUUCAUUCUAUCCCAAGCAGGAUUGAAUUAGUUCUCGUGUUUUCUUUUCUUUUCCUCUCUUCUCUUCUCUUUCUAGCACCUGUUGAUAUAUCCCAGGAC